Molecule: messenger RNA, 1361 nt
Organism: Olea europaea var. sylvestris
Lineage: Eukaryota; Viridiplantae; Streptophyta; Magnoliopsida; Lamiales; Oleaceae
Product: protein FAF-like, chloroplastic
Exons: 1
Coding region: 210-1139 (309 amino acids)
Source: RefSeq, a predicted model, not a curated record
GCUGAAAGGUAUCCCUAAUAAAUAGUUCCACCUCCUUGACUUUGUCAGCAACAAAUUUUCAUGCCUUCCCGUGCAUUUCUCUCUUUAACUAUUUCUCUUUCGCUCUCAUACAGAAGAGUUUGAUAACCAGCAAUUAGUGCUUUCUUAUAUAUAUAUACACACGUGUUCAUCGUCUUCUUGGAGAAAAAAGAAAACUCAAAAGGCCAACCAUGGCAGCCUGUGGAAGUCUAGAACACAUCUUUGAAAAGCCAUUGCCAGAAAAUCCAACGCUUCUUGAAUCUCUUACAUCAUGGAAAAAAUCCAUGAAACCGAUUGAUGAUUCGUCGUUUACAGAAAUAUUUGGCGAACUACAUUUUAAAGAAAAUCACGCCUCUGAAUCAUUUUCAUCCUCUCCUCUUCCUCAAUCCUCUCCAUCCUCAUCUUUGUCCUCAAAUUCAUCGUUUUUUCCUGAUGCGAAUAAAAAAUCUGAUAAUGAAAAACUCAACAGGGAGAAAAAUGAGAGCAUAAACAGCAAUAAUCAUGAAAAAGCCAAGAGUCCAACAUCAAGUUAUUAUCCAACGUCCACCCGCAAAAAGCAAUACCGGCAUAGCGAUAGCUUUUCAUCUGUCAAUUCUGACAGUUUAUCACUAUGCACCGAAGGGCUUGGAUUCGAAAGCUUUGAUGAUGUCGAGGAUUUGUUGAGGAAUGACAUCUGUAAUGAAUUUCAACAUCAGGAGGAGAGGAAAAGUUUUACAAGAAAUGCGCAAACAGAAAGCCAUUGGAGUGAAUAUUCAAAGAGAUCGAGAACAAAUAGAGGGUCAUUUCCACCUCCCAUUUCUAGUAUAGGUAGGAGUGGGAAGCCAUGGGUGUGCUUUAAAUCGUACAGAGAAAACGGCCGGUUUAUUCUUAAGGAGAUGCGGAUACCAACUCAGGAAUUCAUGCAUUCAUGUCGUGAAAAUGGACGUUUGAAGUUGCAAUUUAUUCAUUCUGACGAAGAAAUUCUUGAAAGCGAUGAGGAUGAGGAAGAAGAUGAAGAUAAUAUUGAGGAAAUCAACGAAGUACCCGGUGAAAAUGAUGACGCUAAAAGCAAGGGCAAUGCGAAUGAAGGAGGACGGGACAAUGGAGAAGAGAAUGUAGAAAUCAACAACAGUGAAGCCUAACGUCUCUAGGAAAAUUCUCCAGUUUUAAUGGGCUUUUUUUGCAUUGCAAGUAUUAGAGGAUUUUUAGCAUUUUUCUUCCUAUAUUUUUCAUAACGGUAUGCAAAUAAAGUUCCAUUGAAGAACAAGAACAACAGUUCUUCCUUUGCUUUCGGAUUGUAAGUAUUCUGCAGUCUAAGAACAGGAUACACUUCUCCAAUUAUAUGAAUCUUUAAAUGUUGAAUA